GUUUGUUCGUGCGUUGCUUGCUGGUCGCUGUUGAUAACGCCUGCUGCUUAUUGUUAUUGGAAAAGGCUGCUGAAAGCCCAGUAUCAUCAUUGGCAAGGCAGAAGCGCGAGGAACCUGAACAGGACAAGAGUGCAAGUCAGCUGUGUUUCAGGAGGUAGCCUAGCAGUGUGCUUUUUGCUCUACAGAGAGAAGACGCAAGUCGAACCGUUCACUCAAGUUUUAUUGUGACAUGAGGAAAGUGUCGCUAGGCAUGAUUUCAACGUGCAGGUGAAACCGGGAAGGAUUUUUUUUAUUUCAGUCCCACUGCACAACUUCUAAAACAAAAACGAAUAAUUUGACUUGUUUAUCGUGCGCAAGCGCUCAAAUCUUUCGCGCCACUCUCAAACGUCACACUUUCUUAUAAACUGUUAACUGCUUGGAGUGAAAAAAUGUCCCGCAAAAAGGCGGGUAAGGGCAAAAACGCCAACACCAGCCCAACGACAGGCAGCCCCAUCGGAAAACAGAACGGGAAAAGUGGGAAGUGCACCGCAGGGACCGGGAGCGUGGUGCAGGCGAACGGUGUGGUUGAUCCGAGCAGACCCUCACUCAGCAACAGCAGCGAGUUUUAUGACAUCGCAUUCAAGGUAAGUGCACCUGAGCAUAGCCCUUAAUUUGUAAACAAUAACAUUAGGUUACUUCAUUAUUUUAUCUCAGCAUAUUGCUAGUUUGUUAGGCUGUUAUGAUUCAACAACAUAUAUCAUAACAUAUUAGUGGCAUAAUCAUGACAGGUUUGAUAGGCUACAGAUGACCGGUUGAUAGGCUACAGAUGACCGGUUGAUAGGCUACAGAUAAUAAAUGUAAUGUGUUUAUUUUUUAUUUUAUUUUUUAUUUAUUUGUUAUUUCACCUUUAUUUAACCAGGUAAACCAGUUGAGAACAAGUUCUCAUUUACAACUGCGACCUGGCCAAGAUAAAGCAAAGCAGUGCGAUAAAAACAACAACACAGAGUUACAUAUGGGGUAAAACAAAACAAAGUCAAAAAUACAACAGAAAUAAAGAUAUAUACAGUGUGUGCAAAUGUAGCAAGUUACGGAGGUAAGGCAAUAAAUAGGCUAUAGUGCAAAAUAAUUACAAUUAGUAUUAACACUGGAAUGAUAGAUGUGCAAGAGAUGAUGUGCAAAUAGAGAUACUGGCGUACAAAUGAGCAAAAUAAAUAACAAUAUAGGGAUGAGGUAGUUGGGCGGGCUAAUUUCAGAUGGGCUGUGUACAGGUGCAGUGAUCGGUAAGGUGCUCUGACAACUGAUGCUUAAAGUUAGUGAGGGAGAUAAGUGUCUCCAGCUUCAGAGAUUUUUGCAAUUUGUUCCAGUCAUUGGCAGCAGAGAACUGGAAGGAAUGGCGGCCAAAGGAGGUGUUGGCUUUGGGGAUGACCAGUGAGAUAUACCUGCUGGAGCGCAGACUACGGGUGGGUGUUGCUAUGGUGACCAAUGAGCUAAGAUAAGGCGGGGAUUUGCCUAGCAGUGAUUUAUAGAUGGCCUGGAGCCAGUGGGUUUGGCGAUUAAUAUGUAGUGAGGACCAGCCAACAAGAGCGUACAGGUCACAGUGGUGGGUAGUAUAUGGGGCUUUGGAGACAAAACGGAUGGCACUGUGAUAGACUACAUCCAAUUUGCUGAGUAGAGUGUUGGAGGCUAUUUUGUAAAUGACAUCGCCGAAGUCAAGGAUCGGUAGGAUAGUCAGUUUUACGAGGGCAUGUUUGGCAGCAUGAGUGAAGGAGGCUUUGUUGCGAAAUAGGAAACCGAUUCUAGAUUUAACUUUGGAUUGGAGAUUCUUAAUGUGAGUCUGGAAGGAGAGUUUACAGUCUAACCAGACACCUAGAUAUUUGUAGUUGUCCACAUACUCUAGGUCAGACCCGUCGAGAGUAGUGAUUCUAGUCGGGUGGGCGGGUGCAAGCAGCGUUCGGUUGAAGAGCAUGCAUUUAGUUUUACUAGUGUUUAAGAGCAGUUGGAGGCUACUGAAGGAGUGUUGUAUGGCAUUGAAGCUCGUUUGGAGGUUUGUUAACACAGUGUCCAAUGAAGGGCCAGAUGUAUACAAAAUGGUGUCGUCUUCAUGUGUGAAUGCACAUCAAGCAAGUAGGCCUAGACCUAGGUUAGCCUACAUGUUUGAAAGGACUAAUGGGUUGUAAAUGUUAUGUUGUGUAUAACAUUAAUCACCACAGUGACCUUUUCCUGUUCACUUUGUCAAGCCUGGGGUGUUUUACAAGACUACAAAACACUCAUUCAUCAAACCCAGCUAAUCCCUCUGCCACAGCUGUGUCACUAAAGACAAUCGAUAGCACCUCAGUAACCAAUGAAGGUCACAUGGGACCAAGAGCCAACAAAUCUCAGAAUUUAUUCUCUAAUUGGCAGUUUUCUGUGUACUAGUGUAGCCAUAUAGUCUUAAGGCUAAUCAACAGGUUGUGAUGGGUAUGAAUUCAUCCUGUCACUGCUUCAAAGUGCGCUCUCUCUCUCAAUUCAAUUUCAAUUCAAUUUAAGGGCUUUAUUGGCAUGGGAAACGUAUGUUAACAUUGCCAAAGCAAGUGAAGUAGAUAGUAAACCAAAAUGAAAUAAACAAUAAAUAUUAACAGUAAACAUUACACUCAGAAGUUCCAAAAGAAUAAAGACAUUUCAAAUGUCAUUUUGUAUAUAUACAGUGUUGUCACAAUGUGCAAAUAGUUAAAGUACAAAUGGGAAAAUAAAUAAACAUAUGGGUUGUAUUUACAAUGGUGUUUGUUCUUCACUGGUUGCCCUUUUCUUGUGGCAACAGGUCACAAAUCUUGCUGCUGUGAUGGCACACUGUGGUUUUUCACCCAGCAGAUAAGGGAGUUUAACAAAAUUGGGUUUGUUUUCGAAUUCUUUGUGGAUCUCUGUAAUCUAAGGGAAAUAUGUCUCUAAUAUGGUGUGCUCUAGGGCAACGGUGUCUAGAUGGAACUUGUAUUUGUGGUCCUGGCAACUGGACCUUUUUUGGAACACCAUUAUUUUUGUCUUACUAAGAUUUACUGUCAGGGCCCAUGUCUGUCUCUCUGUUUCUCUCUCCUCUCAUAAUUUUCCUCUCCUCCCCCCUCUCUCCAUCUCCCUCUCUCUCUAUCUCUCUGUCUCUCUCCCUUUCUGUGCCAUACCUAAAUGUGCAGCCAAACUCUCUUACCCCGGCUCUCCUUCUGGUGAUGUGCCCGUCUGUCUUUGAAGUGACUGUUUGAUGUGAUGACUGGUUGCUUGUUUUCUGUUUUUCUCUUAUCUCUGAGUAUUGGAAAUAUUGUAUUCCCCGCUGAGUGUCAUUUCUCUACUACAUUUACCUCUGAAUGUAGCAUAUCUUUUCCCAUACAAAUAUGUCUUUUAGGAAGAGCCAAUUGAUUAAACAAAAGGAAGUGGUGGUUGUUAGGCUGAACCAACUAUUUAAACAAAGGGAAGUGGUGGUUGUUAGGCUGAACCAACUAUUUAAACAAAGGGAAGUGGUGGUUGUUAGGCUGAACCAACUAUUUAAACAAAGGGAAGUGGUGGUUGUUAGGCUGAACCAACUAUUUAAACAAAGGGAAGUGGUGGUUGUUAGGCUGAACCAACUAUUUAAACAAAGGGAAGUGGUGGUUGUAAGGAUGAACCAACAUGGUUUUUAAAGAACAGGUUGUGGUGUUUUGAUGAGAGAGAGAGUUUAACUGAUUGAUUGACAGGUUUCUUCCCAAUCACCAUCCUGUUGAUGAGUCACUGUUAGUUAGGCUGUCUGAAUGGUAGCCUAUUUCUCUGAUACACUCCUGUUGCUCCAAUACGAGUGAGGAUAUACUGAACAAAAAUAUAAACGUAACAUGUAAUGUGUUGGUCCCAUGUUUCAUGAGCUGAAAUAUAAGAUCCCUGAAAUUUUCCAUAUGCACAAAAAGCUUAUUUAUCUCAAAUGUUGUUAACACAUUUAUUUACAUCCCUUUUAGUGAGCAUUUCGCCUUUGCCAAGAUAAUCCAUCCACCUGACUGUUGUGGCAUAUCAAUAAACUGAUUAAACAGCAUGAUCAUUACACAAUGCCACAGAUAUCUCACGUUUUGAGGGAGUGCGCAAUUGGCAUGCCGACUGCAGGAAUGUCCAUCAGAGCUUUUGCCAGAGAAUUGAAUGUUCAUUUCUAUACCAUAAGCCACCUCCGUUUUAGAGAAUUUGGCAGUACGUCCAACCGGCCUCACAACCGCAAACUCUGUGUGUGUGGGCGGGUGGUUUGCUGAUGUCAAUGUUGUGAACAGAGUGCCCCGUGGUGGCAGUGGGGUUAUGGUAUGGGCAGGCAUAAGCUACAGACAACAAGCACAAUUGCAUUUUAUCAAUGGCAAUUUGAAUGCACAGAGAUACCGUGACGAGAUCCUGAGGCCCAUUGUUGUACCAUUCAUCUGCCGCCAUCACCUCAUGUUUCAGCUUGAUAAUGCAUGGCCAUAUGUCAGAAGGAUCUGUACACUAUUCCUGGAAGCUGAAAAUGUCCCAGUUCUUCCAUGGCCUGCAUACUCACCAGACAUGUCACCUAGUGAGCAUGUUUGGGAUGCUCUGGAUUGACGUGUACGACAGCAUGUUCCAGUUCCCGCCAAUAUCCAGCAACUUCGCACAGCCAUUGAAGAGGAGUGGUACGACAUUCCACAGGCCACAAUCAACAGCCUGAUCAAUUCUAUGCGAAGGAGAUGUCUCGCUACAUGAGGCAAAUGGAUGUCAAACCAGAUACUGACUGGUUUUCUGAUCCACGCCCCUACCUUUUUGUAAGGUAUGUGACCAACAGAUACAUAUCUGUAUUCUCAGUCAUGUGAAAUCCAUAGAUUAGGGCCUAAUUAAUUUAUUUCAAUUGACUGAUUUCCUUAUAUUAACUGUAACUCAGUCAAAGCUUUGAAAUUGUUCCAUGUUGCAUUUAUAUUUUGUUAAGUUUUGAGGGAACGUGCAGUUGGCAUGCUGACUGCAGGAAUGUCCAACGGGCCUCACAACCGCAAAACCCUUUAUUGUUUUUGUCAUUUAGAAAUGUAUCAACCCUUCCUUUUUUCGCAUGGAGGAAAUUGAAAAGGAUAGGCCUAGAGCAACAACCCAACCCCUGGAGAGACUUGCAGAUUUAGAAAAUGCGGAGGCUGUCAUUCAAUUUGGCAUCCUCAAGACCAUUACCCAGAAAUACUGGCAUAGUGUAGCUCAUUUGUAGCAUUUCAUACAUUGCUCACCUCAGUUGAGCUCACAAGCAUUAUACCAACUUUAGGAUGUUCGGGUGUUAAAUACAUAAUUCAAGCCCAAAACAAAGAGAGCCUUAAAGGAUCACUUCACUUAAAAACUCUAUUUUGUAAAUUUUUCCACUCUUAAUACAAUCCCAAAACAAUGUGCAUGUCACAAGAUGGUGCACUUUCAGUACAGAGCAAAAACUGUGAUGAUGAUGAUGAGUUCAGUUUGAGUGGAAUAUCAGUUGAAACAAUGGCUAAUACCAGUGGGGGGGAAAAAACUCCUAACACCAAUGUUCUUCCUUCAAAUCACUGACUCAAACAUGACUGUUCAGAGAGAAGUUCAGUUCACUAUGUGCUGAUGAAAACCUGGCCCCCGAGUGAGAUGUAGCCUGCACCCUACAAAAUUUGCGGAGCGCCAUUGGAUUCACUGUUGUAUUUCAGCAUAUGAGGAGCGUGCAGGGGCUGGCGGCCGGGGUGAACCUGGUUUAUUACAGCUGAUAUGUCAAAUGUAAUGGCGCCGGAGGGGAUGGCUGCCGUUUUAUGGACUCUUAACCAACCGUGCUAUUUUGUGUUUCUUCGCAUUGUUUGUAACUUAUUUUGUACAUAAUGUUGCUGCUGCCGUCUCUUAUGACCGAAAAGAGCUUCUGGACAUCAGAACAGCGAUUACUGACCUUGAACUGGACUAAUAAUUUUUCUUUAAUGAGUUGGACGAGAGGGAUUUGGUCCAGACACCCGACAGGGCCCUCAUCCCCUUCAUUCGCAGUAGAAAGAAAAGGAGAGAUCGCGGAAGGAGAUCGGUGUGCCUGGUAAGGAGCCGGCGAUGAGUGGCUAAUCUGUCUUUGCCAUCGAUACUAUUGGCCAAUUUACAAUCGCUUGAUAAUAAAGUGGAUGAACUACAAGCACGUAAUCCUACCAACGGGACAUUAAAAACGGUAUUAUCUUAUGUUUCACCGAGUCGUGGCUGAACGAAGACAUGAAUAACAUACAGCUGGCGGGUUAUACACUGUAUCGGCAGGAUAGAACAGCAGCCUCUGGUAAGUAAAGGGGUGGCGGUCUAUGUAUAUUUGUAAACAACAGCUGGUGCACGAUAUCUAAGGAAGUCUCUAACCCUCAAGGUUUUGCUCGCCUGAGGUAGAGUAUCUCAUGAUAAGCUGUAGACCAUCUAUAUUCUUCGUAGCUGUCUAUUUACCACCUCAAACCGAUGCUGGCACUAAGACCGCACUCCAUGAACUGUAUACAGCCAUAAGCAAACAGGGAAACGCUCAUCCAGAGGUGGCGCUCCUAGUGGCCAGGGCCUUUAAUGCAGGGAAAUUUAAAUCCAUUUUACCUCAUUUCUACCAGCAUGUUAAAUGUACAACCAGAGGGGAAAAAAACUCUAGACCACCUUUACUCCACACACAGAGAUGCGUACAAAGCUCUCCCUCACCCUCCAUUUGGCAAAUCUGACCAUAAUUCCUGCUUACAAGCAAAAACUAAAGCAGGAAGCACCAGUGACUCGGUCAAUAAAAAAAGUGGUCAGAUGAAGCAGAUGCUAAGCUACAGAUCUGUUUUGCUAGCACAGACUGGAAUAUGUUCCGGGAUUCUUCUGAUGGCAUUGAUGAGUACACCACAUCAGUCACUGGCUUCAUCAAUAAGUGCAUCGAUGACGUCGUCCCCACAGUGACUGUAUGUACAUACCCAAACCAGAAGCCAUGGAUUACAGGCAACGUCCGCACUGAGCUAAAAGGUAGAGCUGCCGCUUUCAAGGAGCGGUACUCUAACCCGGAAGCUUAUAAGCAAUCCCGCUAUGCCCUCUGACGACCCAUCAAACAGGCAAAGCUUCAAUACAGGACUAAGAUCGAAUCGUACUACACCGGCUCCGACGCUCGUCGGAUGUGGCAAGGCUAGCAAACUAUUAGACUACAAAGGGAAGCAUAGCCGCGAGCUGCCCAGUGACACGAGCAUACCAGACAAGCUAAAUUACUUAUAUUCUCGCUUCGAGGCAAGUAACACUGAAACAUGCAUGAGAGCAUCAGCUGUUCUGGACGACUGUGUGAUCACGCUCUUCGUAGCCGAUGUGAGUAAGACUUUUAAGCAGGUCAACAUUCACAAGGAUUACCAGGACGUGUUCUCUGAGCAUGCGCUGACCAACUGGCAAGUGUCUUCACUGACAUUUUCAACCUCUCCCUGUCUGAGUCUGUAAUACCAACAUGUUGCAAGCAGACCACCAUAGUCCCUGUGCCCAAGAACACUAAGGUAACCUGCCUAAAUGACUACCGACCCGUAGCACUCACGUCUGUAGCCAUGAAGUGCUUUGAAAGGCUGGUCAUGGCUCACAUUAACACCAUUAUUCCAGAAACCCUAGACCCACUCCAAUUUGCAUACCGCCCCAACAGAUCCACAGAUGAUGCAAUCUCUAUUGCACUCCACACUGCCCUUUCCCACCUGGACAAAAGGAACCCCUAUGUAAGAAUGCUAUUCAUUGACUACAGCUCAGCGUUCAACACCAUAGUGCCCUCAAAGCUCAUCACUAAGCUAAAGACCCUGGGACUAAACACCUCCCUCUGCAACUGGAUCCUGGACUUCCUGACGGGCCGCCCCCAGGUGGUAAGGGUAGGUAACAACACAUCUGCCAUGCUGAUCCUCAACACGGGGGCCCCUCAGGGGUGCGUGCUCAGUCCCCUCCUGUACUCCCUGUUCACCCAUGACUGCAUGGCCAGGCACGACUCCAACACAAUCAUUAAGUUUGCCGACGACACAACAGGGGUAGGCCUGAUCAACGACGAGACAGCCUAUAGGGAGGAGGUCAGAGACCUGGCCUCUCCCUCAACGUGAUCAAGACAAAGGAGAUGAUUGUGGACUACAGGAAAAAGAAAAGGACCGAGCACGCCCCCAUUCUCAUCGACCGGGCUGUAGUGGAGCAGGUUGAGAGCUUCAAGUUCCUUGGUGUCCACAUCACCAACAAACUAACAUGGUCCAAGCUCACCAAGACAGUCGUGAAGAGGGAAUGACAAAACGUAUUCCUCCCAAGGAGGCUGAAAAUAUUUGGCAUGGAUCCUCAGAUCCUCAAAAGGUUCUACAGCUGCACCAUCGAGAGCAUCCUGACUGGUUGCAUCACUGCCUGGGUAUGGCAACUGCUCGGCCUCCGACCGCAAGGCACUACAGAGGGUAGUGCGUACGGCCCAGUACAUCACUGGGGCCAAGCUUCCUGCCAUCCAGGACCUCUAUACCAGGUGGUGUCAGAGGAAGGCCCUAAAAAUUGUCAAAGACUCCAUCCACCCUAGUCAUAGACUGUUCUCUCUGCUACCGCACGGCAAGCGGUACCUGGGCGCCAAGUCUAGGUCCAAGAGGCUUCUAAACAGCUUCUACCCCCAAUCCAUAAGAUUCCUGAACAUCUGAAGCCCCCCCCCCCCCCUGUUUAUUAUCUAUGCGUAGUCACUUUAAUAACUCUACCUACAUAUACAUAUUACCUCAAUUAUCUCGACUAACCGGUGCCCCCGCACAUUGACUCGGUACCGGUACCCCCUGUAUAUAUCCUCGCUAUUGUUAUUUUUACUGCUUCACUUUAAUUAUUUGGUACUUUUAUUUAGUAUUUUAUAUUGUGUGUGUGUGUGUGUGUAUAUUUAUUUUUUUGGUAUUCUUUCUUAACUGCAUUGUUGGUUAAGGGCUUGUAAGUAAGCAUUUCACUGUUCUAUUCGGCGCAUGUGACAAAUAAAAUUUGAUUUGAUAUGGCACUCACCGUACACUCUGUGGAGCAGCAGAUAGUCUGGGAGAUGAUUUAACAGAGGAAAAACAGGGUACUUCACUUCCUGCUCUAUUCACUCUGCCUGGGUCUGUUAAAAUACUGCUGUUUAAGAGGGAGACAGAGUAAAAUACAGUGGAUAGGAUAGGAGAGAAGAGAGGAUGAAGGAACAGAGGAGGAGAUGAGGGGGGAGGAGAGAAGAGGGGUAGAUGAGGAUGUGGGAACAUGAGAGGGGAGGAGAGAAGAGGGGUAGAUAAGGAUAAGAGAGGAUGUGGGAACAGGAGAGAAGAUGAGAGGAAUGAAGAUGCCGCUGAGAUUUUAUCAACCUGACCUGACCUGGCUGGAUCUCUACUGCAUCUCUCCCUCAUCAUCCCUCCCUCCAUCACCCCUCCAUCUCUCCCUCCAUCAUCCUCCCCUCCUGGGAUGACAUGAUAAUCCUUCAGACUGAGGCCCCGGGCCCCUGUGGUCCUCCAGCUAACCUGAUAACACUAACCACAUCAACCCUAUAACGUCAUCAGGCGCCGGAAAGAGAGUAAUGUGUGCAGCAGGACCCUCGCGCAUGCAGACACACACAGACACAGGCACAGAAUUCAGCAUUGCUAUCUGGCCAAAAUUAAGAGGACAACCUAAUGUCCAGAUGCCCAGUCACGCUCUCAUCCCUACUGGCCAGAUACCAAGAUGUCGAGACAGAGCUCUUUAAUCCAGUUAUGAUAAUCAAGGUUUUAAUGAGAAUCUGAUAGUAAUUCUAAACAAAACAAAUGACCAGAUGUGCAAUAAUGUCUAGGUGACUUCCUUAUGGCCACUUGUGUUCCUAAUGUCUAGCUGUGUUAUUGUGUGACUUUGGGUCUGUCUCUUAAGUGAAUAGAGUUAUAAUGGUUGUCUGGUUAGAGGUCUGAUAUCUCCUGUAGUGGACAUAGCCAUUGUGUACAGCAGUGAUUCUUAACCUGGAGUACCCCAUGGGGUACCUGUCCUAUCCACAGGGGGUACUCAGUUGCAGAUGAGGGGGGUACUUCAGGCAGAGUAAAAUGUGAUUGGAGUAAACAAAAAAUGUUUUUGAGAACCACUGGUGUACAGGAGUCUGAGGAUAGAAACAUGGCUGGAACAACAUGUCUAGAACAAUGUGUCUGGAGAAACAUGUCUGGAACAACGUGGCUGGAACAAUCCAAUAUGUUGGGACCAGGGACGGUAUGAGGGAGGAGAGUGUGGGGGUUGUGUUGAAAGAUUAUUGGACUGUUUUGUCUCUCUGGGGAUGUGCGCUGGAACCUGUCAUGUUCAGUUUGUCCCUUUACAUUGAGACAAAGGGAAUGUUCACUCACUGUUUGACCUUCCUUUGUGCAGCUUCCAUCAUUAUUUUGGGAUGUGUGUAAAAAAAAAUUAAAAAAAAGAAACUUCAUUCAGUUUGUCCCUCUUGCUGUGCUGUAGGUGAUGCUGGUGGGAGACUCCGGGGUGGGGAAGACCUGUCUGUUGGUGCGCUUCAAAGACGGAGCCUUCCUGGCAGGAAGCUUCAUCUCUACUGUGGGUAUCGACUUCAGGGUGAGUGGGGAUGGAUAA
Molecule: messenger RNA, 10434 nt
Organism: Coregonus sp. 'balchen'
Lineage: Eukaryota; Metazoa; Chordata; Actinopteri; Salmoniformes; Salmonidae
Source: the annotation of a GenBank genome assembly